Cyclopterus lumpus (lumpfish) is the source of this 7771-nucleotide messenger RNA. RefSeq lists its product as uncharacterized. Lineage: Eukaryota; Metazoa; Chordata; Actinopteri; Perciformes; Cyclopteridae. The transcript has 33 exons. Bases 111 to 7175 code for a protein of 2354 amino acids. Gene Ontology annotation, molecular function: actin filament binding; phospholipid binding. Gene Ontology annotation, cellular component: Z disc; plasma membrane; cortical actin cytoskeleton. The record is from RefSeq and is a predicted model, not a curated record. Gene Ontology annotation, biological process: actin cytoskeleton organization; muscle cell development.
GGAUGUGACAGACUUCUUUUUUCUUCUUCUUCUCCCCCCCUCCCCACCCCAUCCCGGUUCCCGUUUGGACUUCACCACAUUUGGUUUUCUCACCUGGACACCGACCAACAAUGUCUGAAAGCAUUGUGAGGAAGGUCCAGCCCUUCACCAUUGGGACGAGGCUGUCAGUCCCGGCUGUGCCAAAAUGCCAGGAGUUUACGCAGAGUUACCUGCAGAGCCAGAGUCUGGAUAACUGCAGCCUGCAACACAACAACCUGAACUCGCUCUUCCUCAGCGGGUCCCAGGUCUGCCCACGCGGCCCCAGCCGUCUCGUGUCGCCCGUCGCGAUGCAGGUCGCGCCCGCGAAGCGCGAGCAGGAGGACAUGGCAGCCGAGGACGACCUGAACCAGAACGUCGCCUCUCCCUACGCGGUCUCCAGGUCCAUCAAGAAGAUCACGAUCUCCGGUUGCAAAGACAGAUCGGAGAGCAAGGUGCCACCGCUUCCCAUCACGGGGUUCACGUCUGAAAACAACAAUAACAACAACAAUGUCACCAGCACGUCGGAGCCACGUCUGCCCAGGAUUGUGGGAGUGAGUUGUGAGAAUAAGCCCAGUUCUCACUUCAAGGUUUUACUCAGAAAAGAAAGCAGUGAUGAAGUUCAGCCCACGCAGGGACAAACCAGGCGGGAACUGAACAGAGAGAAAUCCGACCAACAGGUCUCGGUGCCUGAAUCGCAGCAGAAAGAGCCUCAGAGAAGAGAAAGUCCUCCGCACGCACAGAAUGGAGCGGCGGCGGCGGGGACGUCCCAGAGUGACUGCUUCACUCAGCGCAACUCGCUCUUCAACAAGGAAGCGCUGCAGGCAGAGGAGUGGAUCAAAGGCAAGCUGCAGGACCUGAAGGACAGAUACAACAUUCAGUGCUGCCCCCUGCAGGACUGGGAAGAAGCCUCGCAGACGCUUCAAAGAGACCUCAAAGACUUCGAGAACACCCUCAUUCAACUCACCCAGAUGGGUGAGCAGUUGAUCUGCAAGCUGAACCCCACCUCUGAUCUGGUGAAGAAGCAGCUCAGCCAGCUCAGGGACCAGUGGCAGACCCUGAAACAGACAGCUGCAAACCAGACCAGGGCCCUGGGUGGAGCCAAGAACCUGCAGGAGUUCAACAAAAAGGUGGACAAGCUGGAGGCAUGGAUUAGAGAGAAGCAGGAAGAGGAGCAGUCUCUGGUGGACAUCCUGGGGGGGAAUGUUGACAAAAUGCAGCUGACCAGGAGAAUUUUAGAUCUGAAGCAGGAUGAGCAGCUAUACAGAAACCUCCACGAGGAGAUCAACCACUUGGCCCUAAAACUGGAGAAACAAGGGAAGACAGAUGUCAAAAACAUCUCCGGCAAGAGGAAACACAUCAACAAAAUGUGGCUGAAGGUCCAGUCUCACCUAAAAAAACACCAUGAAAAUCUUCAGCUGGCACUGGAGGUGUCUUCUUUUUACCAACAGGCAGACAAUACCUUGUUUGCUAUUAAUAACAUGUGGAAAAGCAUAUCUGCCUCCAAAGAGCUGGACAGCUUUGGAGAUCGAGAAAUACGCGACAUCGCCAGUCAAAUCAUGAUGCUAGAUGUGAGCGUGUCCCAGGUGUCUAAUCUCCACCCUACCCUGGCUGCCGGCGUCACACAGAAACAGAGUGAGGUGAAGGACUGCUGGGCGCUUCUUCAGAAGGUUUUCAGGAGUGACAGGACCACGCUCCCUCCCACUGGCUCCGCUUUCACCAGGGAAGCUGCCGACCCCCUGACACCAGCCCAAGAACCCCAUUGCAACGUGGGAACGGAGAUGCAAAGGAUCAUGGGAAAGGAGGUGAAGGAGGAGCAGAAUCGCCUGAAAGGCUGCGUGAGUACGGUUGAAUGUGGGAUCGGUAGGAGAACACAGAGCCAGCAGCAGCCGUCAGCGAAUCACACCCCCUCACCCACGGGAGACGGCCCUGCCUGUGUAAAUGAUGUCAUCGUCAGACAUCAAUUGAAGGGGGAAAGCAGCAGGAAGCCCAGAGCAGACCCCGAGCUUGCCGCCGCCCCGCGAGGCCACCCACAGCUUCACACACAGCUCCAGAAGUUCACCGUGUCUGCCGACAAGACGUUGUCCUGGCUGAAAGACAAUGUGUCCAUAGCCACACAGGUGUGUACAAUAGCCAGCUUUGAGGGUCUGGAGGCAGCCAGGAGGUGUCAACACACUCUGGAGCAAGAAAUUCUCACCAACAGGGCCAGGAUAGAGGUGGUCAAACGGGAGGGCCACGGGCUGGUCCGCGCUCAGCACGCCGGCAGCUCCAAGAUAGAGGAGUUCCUCAGACAGCUGGAAGUCCUGUGGGAGGAGCUGCGGAGGAGGCACCAGAGGAACGCAGUGUUUCUGCAGGCUUCAGAGGAGCUGGGUUUUAGGGUUGUAAAAGUGCUCCAGGCCCUGGGCAGUCUGGAGGCCUGGCUGGAGUCCGUGGAGCUCUCCAUGAAGGAAUCGGCUCUCGCCGGCGACCCUGAGACAAUGAGCAUGGCCGAGAGAGAGAGCUGUCUGCUGGAGAAAGAGGUGGCGGCCCGCAGCCCCGAGCUCCGCGCGCUGAGGCGCGAGGUGGAGCGCCUCCACAGCCACAGUCACCCACACACACGAGGCCUGCCAGCGCACAUGGAGGAGGUGGAAAGAAAGUACUAUCGUGUCCAAAGUGCCCUGACCCAGCAGAACUCAGAGCUGCAGGACACACGAAUGCUGACAGAGUUCCUGGAGCGCGUGGAGCUGGAGGAGAGCCAGGAGCUCAGCGGCAGUCAGUACAGCCUGGGCCAGCCUCUUCACAGUGAGAUUUCAUCAGCUCCUACAUUGCUGGGCCUCCGAAGCAGUAGCAGUGGGGAGCCCCUGAUAGAAAGCAUGGGGGACCCCGUGGAGGAACUACGAGAGGCCGUAGAGAUGCUGAAUGACACCGUUAGGGAAAGAGGUCGGUCGCAGGGCCACGACCAGGCCAUCCAUGAGCUGCUGAGCAAGCACGCCAGCCUGGCGGUGCACGUGGAGGAGUGCCUAUGCCGCAGCAAAGAGCUGGGCCUGGACAUCCUGGAGAAGGAGACAGACAUGGCCGUCCAGUGUGAGCCAGACCGCUGCGGCCUCGAGGCUCUGCAGGAGAAGCAGGACCACCUGGAGAUUGACUAUGAAGUCAUCAGGGAGGAGGUGAAGGAGAUGGAGAGCCAGACGUCUCGCGUGGAGGAACUGUGCCCAGAGAGAGUGCACAUGCUCGGGGCAAAGAUCCAGGCUAUGCUGGAGGGCUGGACGGAGCUGGGGAAGAGUACGACGGAGAACAAGUCGCGUCUGCAAGAGUUUGUGCAGCUCCAGGACUUCUUCAGGAGCUACCUCGCCAUGAUCUCAUGGACAGAAGACACCAGGUCGUGCAUUUUCUCAGACACCGUCUUGCAUCCUGGGAAGGAGGGCCAGAGGCCGCUCGCUGUGGAGCUGGACAUGCAGAUUGAGCAAAAAUUUGAGGAGUUUGAUGAGCUGGCAGACACAGGGAGGAAUCUAUUAGACAAAGAACACCAUCUCACACAGAUGGUAAGAGAGCGCAUGGAGGAACUGAGGAGUAUGCUUGGGUGGAUCUCGGUGCACUGGAGGGCUCAGAAACAACAGCGGCUUCACAAGAAGAGCAGACAGGAGCCUUCACAAGAUAACAUCUAUUCUGAGGCCACCACGUGCACUCCAUUGACAGAGAGUUUGGCUCCUGUGCUAGAAGCCCACCCGGCGGCCCACCCGGCGGCCCACCAGUCCCAUCCGUCCCCAUUCGUCACCGCCAAUGAAGACGAACUAAAGGCGGCGGCGGACGGCAAACCCUCGCCGCUGCUGUCCAGACAAGCUGAGCAGCAGGAGGAGAAGCAGUCAGAGGACGGGUAUGAGGUUAUGAACAGCAUCGGACCACAGGAUGGCAAGGCCACCUCCUCAAAGUCUCCCAAAUCCUCCAUCAUGGUCCUCAAAGAGCCAAGCAGCCCUGCUUUAGGGGGCACGGUCAACCUCAUCCUAAGUUUUGGGGGCCAGGGGGACAGCCGGGUUCAGGUGCUUGACCCGCCUGCUAGGCCGGACGAGGCAGUGGACGAGAUCUCUGAGCCCGUCCACAGGGUAAGUACCUACUUGCAUGUCAAGGAUAGCAACUUGGCUGUGGUCCCCGUGUAUGAGAGUAUCACCUUGCCCCGCCAAAAGAGCCGCUCUGCAGCCUCAGCCUCCCCUACUUUCUCGCUGGCCUCCUCUUCGCCGUCUCCCUCGGUGCCUCAGAUGGCCAAUGUGUCCUUCCGCCCUUCGGCAGGGAGCGGCGGCAGCUCCAUCUUCAGCAGCCUCAAGAGGAUGGGCAAGAAGAGGAAGAGGAAGAGGGAUGCUCGCAGACACACCAUUCAGAAAAUCAUGGGAGUGGAGGAGCAAACGAAAGGGACGCCUCAUUAUGACUGCGAGAUGAUCACGUACGACACGCACACAUGGCCCCUGAAGGAAGGCAGAAGGAAAAAGAACUCACAGAAGAGCGGGGAUGGGGUAGAGGCUAUGGCCUACGUAAAGAAUCCCCUGCUGAGGGACAUCGACACGGAAUGUGCUGGCGAAUACAGCAUUAUUCCAUAUGCGGUCUCGGAGGAAACAGACACAAAUCAUGGGAGAAGCCACUGCAGAUUCCUCUCUUUGGGCUCCGUGCUGAGCUUCGACCUCCCGAAGGACAUGACCCUCAUCCCCAGCAUCCAGGACAUCAUUACCAUCGCCCCGCCAGAGUCCAAAAAAGGAGCGGGGACUGACCCGGACCCCCACUCCCAGAGACACACAGCCCUGAGCUCCUUCAAACAGACUCGGCCCACUCCCGCCGUCACACGCAGCUCACCAGAGCUCGGUUUGACUGAAACACGGACUGCAACAGCUGGAGUGAAAGAUCUGCCUGAUGUGGAAAAGAUUUACCAGCCACAGCCUCCUCUCUCCCCAGAAGGAGAUGAGGAUCAGACUACACCGAGUCACGGCCUGUCUAAAACCUUCAGCCUGCACGAGUACGCAGAACAGGAGUGGGACAGAAUGUCGUCAGAGGUUAAAACCAGUAUGGCUGAAAAAGAUGGGACCAGCCAGCAUUCCCAUUUGCCUAUUUAUGUGAACCAAGCCCAAAAUGCAGCUGCGCCUAAACACGAAUGCCCCAGUGUCCACACGCUCAUCCGAGACCUAAAUGGACACCAGUAUCAUAGACAUGCAAGACCCCAGAUUGUGCGUGGAGAGAGUCCUAGACUUCAGUGUCUGAGCCAAGCUUCUCAUAUGGUCGUGAAUCUGAGGUCAGCGGUGAGUGUUCGCCAGGACUCGGUCGACUCUGGAAUCUCCACCUCCAGCAGCAUCAAGCUUUGCACUGAGGCCCCGGGUCCAGAUAACCCGCAGCCCAAGGGCGUGGUGGGGAGGCUCAUUUCCUUCGAGGUUGGCGGUCUAGAAUGCGCUAAAACGAAGGGGAACACUUUAACAUCAUCGGCUCCAUCCACAGAGCUAGAAACAGAGCCUGUGCACCUCGACCGCCAGCAGUUUGAGGAGGAAGAGGAAGAACUGGAGGACAUCUGGAACCGGACUACUAACUACAGACAGAGCAUCUGCUCAGACAUCAUGUACCAGCCCAACCACGGACCCUCAGACCAGUCUAGGGAGCUCCUCUCCCGCUCACCCUUGCCCAAGACCCCGGCUGUGCUCUACAGGAACCUGGUCACAGCCUCAGCACCAAACCUCCUCGUGGCAGAGUUUAAACUGCCCCCCUACCUUCAGAGCUUGCUGGGUUACGACAAGGAGCAGAGCUCCAAAGGUCACCUCCCUCCUUUGGCCACAGGAGACAGGAGGUCCUGGGCGGCCUUUCCAAACAGGGAACCAGCCGGCAAGACCUUGGUGGCUGUGAACGAGACGGCAUCUGAUCCAGUGAAGCUGCCAGAUGUGGGCGACAAUCAGAGAUAUAUCUAUCAAUACAGAGAGGAGGAGGAGGAGGAGGAGGAGGCAAAGGUGGGGGAGGAGGUGGAUGAGCAUGCAGGUUCUUUGAAGGACCAAUCAAUGAGUCUCCUGUCAGUUCAGAUGGGGUUGGAUGGCGUCUGUCGGCAAAGAAAAGCCCCACAAAGCCUCAACAACAUUGAGAUGCAGGAAGAAUCUGUGGCCACAGGAGGGCGCUGUAUCACCCUGAGUGGAAAGCCAGAGCUGCAGACUAUGGAGGGAACGCUGGAGAGGAAGCACAAGCUGCAGCUGGGAGGAAAGAAAGCUGCCUCCAGAGGCUGGAACUCCUACCAUACCGUCCUAUACAGACACACCUUGUGCUUCUACCAGGACAGAAAGGAUACACUGAGGAGCUCUGCAUGCGGCCUGCCGCUGAACCUCAUGGGAGCUGACUGUUCACCUGCACCGGAGUACACCAAAAAGAACAACUGCUUUCGACUACGGCUCCGCGAUGGCUCCGAGUAUCUGUUCAACACCUCCUCGCGCUUCUUGAUGAAGAAGUGGAUGAUGAAAAUACAAGCAAGCACAGGUCUGAGUGAGUCCGUGUCUUCAUGCGUCCCCGCUGAUCAAGACCUCCCCAUCUCCCUAAAGCCCUUCCUUUGCUCCGGCUGUCACGGCCUCGCCAAAUGCCACUGCUCCACCCACCACGAUGUCACCUCCACGUUCCCCAGGCGCAAAGUGCCGGGCGCCACCCAAACCAAGGAGGUCUCCGUCCUCACCAGAGAGUUCAGUCACGCGCCGCAGAGCCGUUUAAGGAGUGUGGAUGAGCGGUCGACCGUCUCGUCCUCAGAUGCAGGGUGCCGCGAUGAGGAUGAUAAUGAUGAUGAAGACAGCUUAAAGCAGACAGUGACUCACAGGUUGUCACAGUCUGGGGCUUCCAGAGACACCUCCUCCUCCUCCCCUCACUCCCCUGUCUCCAGCGGUGACGACUGGCUCAGCAGCAAGCGUCGCUCCCACUCCUUCACGUCAGCGACGUUUCAGAGGAUCAAACCCACACUGCACACACCUGGAGGCCGAGGCCCGGAACGAGGCUCCAACUACUGUGUGACUCUUGUGGUUGGAGACAAGUCGUCCACCAGCAGAAGCUCUGGGCCGCCGCUGCUGGCGGCUGCUGGGUGGCAGCAGGACAGCUGUCAGGAUCCGGCUCUGAGGAGCUACACCAGCCUGCCGAGGCCACGCAACAAGUCCGUCUUCAAGAAGUUCUUUGGUAAAAGGGACAUCUGAGUUUUAAAAAUAUAUAUAUAUUUUACUAAUAAAGUUUUUUUACAAAUAGUUUCUAAUGUGCAGUGCACAUAUUUGUUGAAAAGCAAAAAAACACAAAAACACGCUACUACUGACUGUAUUUAUGAUCCGAAGAGCAACCACAUUUUUUAAAUUUUGUAUGUGUUUUAUAUAAAUCACUUCCGGGUCCUUCUGAGUGUUCGUAUUGUUCUAUUUCAUUGUUCUUGUGAAAGGAGCACUACUGUGUGUGUGUGUGUGUGUGUGUGUGUGUGUGUGUGUGUGUGUGUGUGAGUGUGCACCGCGUGGUUGUAGAUGUGAUUCUUGGAAAAACAGGUUUCCUUUUCAUUUUGGAAUUAUCGAGGUAUUGAGUAAGCGGUCUCUAUAUGAUAUCGACCUGCUCAGUAGAGAAUCAGUUUAGGAACUGACUCAGUUAUGACUAAGCGUUACCAAAUAUCAUCACAUGUCACAUGUACAGCGUGUGGUGCACCAAAGCGUGUUCUUCCACAUAUUAAAAUCAGCAGUUUGAUACUGCUCGAGCUUGUUUGAUAUUAACACUUUUUUAAAUACAAAAUGUAGUAAAGACUAUUCAUAAUAAAAUA